Anoplophora glabripennis (Asian longhorned beetle) is the source of this 1281-nucleotide messenger RNA. RefSeq names its product dopamine D2-like receptor (gene Dop2R). The transcript has 8 exons. Gene Ontology annotation, cellular component: membrane. Lineage: Eukaryota; Metazoa; Arthropoda; Insecta; Coleoptera; Cerambycidae. Gene Ontology annotation, molecular function: dopamine neurotransmitter receptor activity, coupled via Gi/Go; G protein-coupled receptor activity. The record is from RefSeq and is a predicted model, not a curated record. Gene Ontology annotation, biological process: adenylate cyclase-activating adrenergic receptor signaling pathway.
AUGUCUAGUAAGGAAGAUGAGUGGGGAUUUUUGUUUCUUUUUCAGGUGAACGGAACAUGGGCUUUGCCUGGAUUCGUUUGUGAUUUUUACAUUGCCAUGGAUGUGACGUGUUCGACAUCUUCCAUAUUUAAUCUGGUGGCAAUUUCUAUCGAUAGGUACAUAGCAGUGACGCAGCCGAUCAAGUAUGCCAAGCACAAGAAUACGAGGCGGGUUUGGCUGACGAUAGCGCUCGUGUGGAUGAUUUCCGCAGCCAUCGGUUCGCCCAUCGUACUGGGCCUGAAUAAUACUCCGGAUAGAGUGGCGGACGCGUGUCUGUUUUACAACAGCGACUUCAUCAUCUACUCCAGUCUUUCCUCCUUCUACAUACCAUGCAUAAUCAUGGUGUUCCUUUAUUACAAUAUUUUUAAGGCUUUAAGAGACCGAGCAAUGCAGCUGAGGCUCAAUCGGAAACCUCUACCCUGCGAGAUCAAGCCUGGCUCUGUGAUAGAGAAUGUGGCCAACACGCGGAGGUUGGCCGAAACGACGUUGGGGCCGGCUACCAUAGAGGAGCAGGCCACCAACACGGGUUCGGGUUCCGGGGACGAGGAUGACGACGCUGACGCCGAGUGCCACGUCAUCUCGAACGACAAGAGCACCGAGUUCAUCCUGGCCACCGUGGUGGAAGAGGCUGCGUAAGUAUUUAAUCGGUCUGAGCCUAUGUACGACAAGGUCAUAUCAACGGUGGUAGCCAGCCUGGCCUCACCUGCUCCGAUGGGCGACCCCAACGGCAACAAUGACUCGGGGUACGUCCACAGCCAGCAGGAUAUCAGGGUGCCCGAGAGCCCGAGGCGAAGCAGGAAUCCUGCUAAAAGAAACGGAGCGACCUUAGAUACCGAGCUUAGGACUGUAGCAACAAUAAAUUCGGGGAUGGCAGUGGCGGCGUCCACGGGGUCGAAGAAGGAGAGGAAAGCGACUGCCGCAGCGCGGUUUACCAUAUACAAGGUCAAUAAAGCGAGCAGAAAGAAACGGGAAAAAUCUUCGGCGAAGAAAGAGAGGAAAGCGACGAAGACGCUGGCCAUUGUGCUCGGCGUCUUUCUGAUAUGCUGGGUGCCCUUCUUCACGUGCAACAUCCUGGACGCCAUGUGCAGCAAGCUGAACCUGCCCUGCCAACCGGGCGUGGCCGCCUUCCUGCUCACCACCUGGCUGGGCUACAUGAACAGCUUCGUCAACCCCGUCAUCUACACAAUCUUCAACCCCGAGUUCAGGAAAGCGUUCAAGAAGAUCAUGUUCCUCGGGCCCUAA